Molecule: messenger RNA, 1410 nt
Organism: Quercus robur (English oak)
Lineage: Eukaryota; Viridiplantae; Streptophyta; Magnoliopsida; Fagales; Fagaceae
Exons: 6
Coding region: 165-983 (272 amino acids)
Biological process (GO): protein retention in ER lumen
Cellular component (GO): membrane
Molecular function (GO): ER lumen protein retrieval receptor activity
Source: RefSeq, a predicted model, not a curated record
ACCAAUAACUCUGUUUUUUCAAUUUCUCAAGUUUCCACCCACUUUCAUCAAUUCUAGUUAUAUUUUCCAAUUCCUUUUAUUUUCCCUCACUUUCUCGCCCACAUUUUCCCGGAAAACAAAAACCCAACACCCAACACACAAAAAAAAACUUCCUGAUAAAAGCGAUGAGGGCACAGAAAACGCCGAUCCAUGCAGUUUCGACAUGGGUGCGUCGACAACCCCCGAAAGUGAAGGCCUUUUUGGCUGUGGUCUCGGGCAUGGCGGCGCUGGUUCUUCUCCGUUUCAUCGUACACGACCACGACAACCUUUUCGUAGCUGCCGAGGCUGUACACUCCAUAGGAAUCUCCGUGCUCAUCUACAAGCUCAUGAAGGAGAAGACUUGCGCUGGACUAUCGCUCAAAUCCCAGGAAUUAACAGCUAUUUUUUUAGCUGUUAGGCUCUACUGCAGUUUUGUUAUGGAAUAUGAUAUACACACCCUACUUGAUUUAGCUACAUUUUUGACAACCUUGUGGGUUAUUUAUAUGAUCCGUUUUAACCUAAAGUCUAGUUACAUGGAGGACAAGGACAACUUUGCGAUAUAUUAUGUGGUGAUUCCCUGUGCCGUGUUAGCUUUGUUUAUUCAUCCGUCAACUUCUCACCAUUUCUUGAACAGGAUCUUCUGGGCAUUCUGUGUAUAUCUGGAAGCCAUUUCAGUACUACCCCAGUUGCGGGUAAUGCAGAAUACCAAGAUUGUUGAACCAUUCACUGCUCAUUAUGUAUUUGCUUUGGGUGUGGCAAGGUUCCUGAGCUGUGCUCAUUGGGUUCUCCAGGUUUUAGAUACUCGCGGACACUUGCUGGUUGCCCUGGGUUAUGGAUUAUGGCCUUCUAUGGUUCUUAUCUCAGAAAUUGUCCAGACUUUCAUCUUGGCAGACUUCUGUUACUAUUAUGUCAAAAGUGUUUUUGGUGGUCAGCUCGUCCUCCGUCUUCCAUCUGGAGUGGUGUAACAGAAAUCCUCUUGGUCCAUGUUCAGCGGGCGCAGAGCCAUCUAAGAAUUAACUUAACCAGGCAAUGUGGAUUUUACCUUGUUUAAGUGUCCUUUUUGCACUCCACACAGAUCUGGUUCUCCGUGUUAUGACUAUUGGUCAAGUGGGUUGUUGUAAAGAUGGCGGACGCAGAAAGCUUUGAUAUUUAUAUAUUAAACAUGAUUUUCAUAGUUGAUUUAUUUUGUGUCAAUUGUAAUAUGUUUGAGCUGGUCACAGUGUCAGUUAUUCCCACUUCCAAUUAUGUGGUCAAGCUGUCUAAAUGGUUAGUUACUGAUGCUCAACCAAAGUGUAGUGUACUUGUCUAAAUGGUAUGGAACACCAGGCAUUUUCUGGCCUUAUUGAUCAAUUUAAUGAUUCCAAUGCCACGGCACGAUGGUUUUACCUUGAA